This is a messenger RNA of Lontra canadensis (Northern American river otter), 2501 nucleotides long. RefSeq names its product transmembrane protein 200C (gene TMEM200C). The record is from RefSeq and is a predicted model, not a curated record. NCBI's taxonomy places the organism in Eukaryota, Metazoa, Chordata, Mammalia, Carnivora, Mustelidae. Bases 576 to 2489 code for a protein of 637 amino acids. The transcript is spliced from 2 exons.
AUUUCCCUGUGUCAUGGCUCCGGUCUCUUAGCAACAGCCGCGAGUCCGGCCGCCCCGAGCCGCGCCAGCCGCUGCCGCCGCCGCCGCCACCGCGGGCUCAACUCCACCCGGCGGAGCCCGGCGCGCCGCAGCCGCACAAAAGAGGCGCUGGGGCCGGCCCGGGAGCGCCGCGGCGGGGCUCGCGGGGAGGCGCAGGAGGAGCGGCGGCGGGGAGGACGGCUCCGAGGCAGGAUGCGGGCAGCGGAGGACCUGACACUUCUUGGAAACUCUUGGAAAUGGCUCCCGCCACAGCCGCGGAGGGGGCUGCGAACCUGGGGCGGGCGCUCGCCCCCGCUGGGCUGCUGAGCCGCGCUCUCCUGGUGGGCCCCGAGGCGCUGUCCCUGCGCCCCGCCGUCGGCUCGGGCUGAAAAAGUUUCUCCAUGGUUCCUUUGUGUCGCCCGAGCGCCCGUUCGCCGCCCCGGAGCUGCCCCAGCCUUCCCGGCAGGAGGAGGUGGCGGAGCAGCUAGUGGACAGCUGGCGCCCCCACUACACAAGCCUCUGCCACAGAGACUAGCCCCUCAGGGCUCUGGCUCACCAUGAUAGCCACCGGUGGCCUCCUGAGGAUUUCCGCCAGAAAGCAGGAUCCCCUCCGCCCCCCAACCCAGGUCCCCAAGCGCAAGCGGAAAGCCAAGAAAAGGCGCAAGAACGACGUGGUGGUGGUGAAAGGCAAGCUAAAGCUGUGCUCCAUCUCGGGGCUCAUUGCCCUCUGCGGGAUCCUGGUGCUGCUGGUGGGCAUAGCCAUGGCGGUUGUGGGCUACUGGCCCAAGGCCAACGGGACCAACAGGGAAGGGGGUAAGCAGCCGCCGCCCGCGGGCAGCGGCCACCGCGCCCCGACCACGGCCAAUAGCAGCGGCAGUGGCAGCAAAAACCGGUCCAGGAGCCACCUGGGGACUCCGGGGGGUGUCAACUCGAGUUUGGUGGGCGCGCCCCGGGGCACACCUCCCGCGCGGUCCGCCGGCCCUUCGUCCUCUUCCACGUCUGUGGGUUUCUUCUUCCGCAUCUUCUCCGGGUACCUGCACUCUGACAAACUCAAGGUCUUCGGGCCCCUCAUCAUGGGCAUCGGCAUCUUCCUCUUCAUAUGCGCCAACGCGGUGCUCCACGAGAACCGAGACAAGAAGACCAAGAUCAUCAACCUGCGGGACCUCUACUCCACCGUCAUCGACGUGCAUAGUCUCCGCGCCAAAGACCUGGCGGCCGCCGCCGCUGCUGCCGCCGCCGCCACCUCCUCCUCGUCCUCCGCCCCCGCUUCGGCGCCCCCCGGGGCCCCGCCGCUCAACGGCUUCCUCAGCUACGUGCAGUCGCGGGGCCUGGAGCUGAAGCCCGGGAGCUGCGGCAGCAGCGCGGGGGACGCCUUCGGGGCGGCGGCGAUGCUGGCCAGGGGCUCGUGGCCCCAUCCCGCCGCGCUGGGCGGGGGCGGCGGCGGGGCCAAGGGCGCCGCGUCCCCGCCGGACCUGGCCUCGUCCCCGCGCUGCCCGCGGGAGCCCCCGAGCCUGGCGGAGGCCGUGUACAGCAUCUACCGCGAGCGCUCGGGCGUGGCCAGCCGUCGCCGGGCCGCCGCCGCUGCCGCCGCCGCGGUGGCCGCUGCUGCCGCCGCCACCGCGGCCGCCAGCAGCAGCGGCAGCCCGGCGCCCUGCAGCCCACCCGAGAGCUGGGGGCGCCAGAGCACCGCCAGCUCCCUCGUGGGCUCCUCGCUGAGCGCCUUCGCGCUGCUACCCUUGCAAGGGGACCGCAACGGGGACGGGGAUGGCGCCGGGGAUGGGGACGGGGACGCGGAGGGCUCGAGCUGCAGCUGGCAGAGGCCGCCUGGGGAACGUGGCUCCCGGGAGAUCCCGCGGGGCGAGCUUGACCUGAGCUUGACCGACCUCCGUGGUGCCCCGGGCGGCUCGCGCUGGGCGCCCAGAGAGCUGGAGGAGCCGGAGGGCGCGGCGGCGGCGCGCACCGCCAGGGGGCAGGGUGGCCGCCUGCCCAGGACCGGCAGGUACGCGGCCCUGCGGCGCCGCAGCACCAGCGGGCUCCCGGACUACCGGGCGCCACCGUCCCCCGAGCCCCCGCCCUCCCCGGGCAGCGCGGAGCUGGACUCGAGCCUUCUGGCCAAAGCUGCCUCCCCCUCCCCGUCCCUGCGGCUGGAGGACUCGCCCCCUGCCAGGCCGGACUCGCCGACCUCCCAGUCGGAUGACCCAUCCUGCUGCAAUAAGGGCUACACCCCGCUGCGGGAGGCUGGCACCUCUUUGGUUGUGGAAGCAGUAGCCAGUAAAAGUCCAGACUGUGAGGGCCCCACGACCCCGGGGGCGCAGCAGAGGCCCCCCGAGGAUCCCAGCCAAGGGGCACCCGCGGGCCAGUCACCUCAGCCGGUGCAGAGGCAGUUUACAAACAAGGAGAAACUCUUCAUGAUUUCCCGGUCUCACGCCAUAGGGGUAGAGGAUGGAGAACUGGAAAGUACUGGCAUUUAGGAAAAGAUGGAG